Limanda limanda (common dab) is the source of this 2447-nucleotide messenger RNA. RefSeq names its product RNA binding motif protein 24a (gene rbm24a). NCBI's taxonomy places the organism in Eukaryota, Metazoa, Chordata, Actinopteri, Pleuronectiformes, Pleuronectidae. The transcript is spliced from 4 exons. The record is from RefSeq and is a predicted model, not a curated record. Gene Ontology annotation, cellular component: cytosol. The coding region runs from base 273 to 974 and encodes 233 amino acids. Gene Ontology annotation, molecular function: mRNA 3'-UTR binding.
UUACCAAGAAGAGCUGAAAACACCUGAUGGUCUCUUUGGGGGAAGGUCCGCUCCACAUUACUCUCGGAAGAUAAAUCUACCUCCACGCUUCUUCAUCUGUGCCUUGUUCUUCGUUUCGUUUUCUCUUCUGAUAUAUACAAAAAAAGUUACAGAGCCAGGCUGAUCUCUCGCUUCUCUUCCCUUCAUCCAAAGAUUUGCUGAUAAGGAGACAUUGCACUAUACAUUUGAUUUUUUUACCUGUUUCUUAUUUAUUGUAUUUCUUUGCACUAACGAUGCACACCACGCAAAAGGACACGACCUACACGAAGAUUUUUGUCGGUGGUCUUCCCUACCACACCACGGAUUCAAGUCUCAGGAAAUAUUUCGAGGUGUUCGGGGAGAUCGAAGAGGCUGUGGUCAUCACCGACAGGCAGACCGGCAAGUCGAGGGGUUAUGGAUUCGUGACGAUGGCGGAUCGCUCGGCUGCAGACCGGGCCUGCAAGGACCCAAACCCGAUCAUUGAUGGCAGGAAGGCCAAUGUCAACUUGGCCUAUCUGGGAGCCAAGCCCAGAGUGAUGCAGCCAGGUUUCACCUUUGGAGUUCCCCAAAUCCACCCUGCGUUCAUCCAAAGGCCUUAUGGCAUCCCGGCUCACUACAUGUACCCUCAGGCCUUCGUGCAGCCUAGUGUGGUCAUCCCUCAUGUGCAGCCCACCGCCACUGCGCCUGCCACAGCUUCCUCACCCUACAUUGACUACACCGGAGCCGCCUACGCGCAGUAUUCUGCUGCGGCUGCCAGUGCCGCAGCUGCUGCUGCGGCAUACGAGCAGUAUCCCUAUGCCGCAUCCCCUGCAGCCGCAGGCUACGUUGCCACCGCCGGCUACGGCUACGCAGUCCAGCAGCCUUUAGCCACCGCCGCCCCGGGCUCGGCCGCCGCUGCAGCCGCUGCCUUUGGUCAGUAUCAGCCUCAGCAGCUGCAAGCCGACCGCAUGCAAUAGCAGCCAUUGCGACCACUGGACAUGCAGCGAGAGGAGGCCCGCCCCCAGCCACAGCUGACGGGUCAGGAGACGGAGCGAAGGAGGAAGGAAGAGGAAGUGGCUCUAAGGGCAGACGUGUCAGCGACUCAGAGGCAGAGUUGGUUUAAAAAGGUGGUGAUGGAGAUGAUGGUGGUUAUGAUGAGGGUGGUGGUAGUGAUGAUGAUGAUGAUGGUGAUGAUGAUGGUGAGGUGGGAACUUUAUACGCUAAUGUUCCAACUUGCUGUGCUUCAACCAAAAAAAAUUAGAAAAUGAAAAAAAUAUGCAGAACAAAUAAUGGAAGGUGAUUUACUUUUAUGUUGUUGUUAUUACUAUGCCUAUUAUUACUAUUAUCAUUACAAUUAUCAUUGUAGUAGAGUACUUAUUUCUAUAGAAGAAAUGCAGGAACUAAUCCCUGUGGUUGGUAUAGGUGUUCAACUAAGCCUUAAAGUCCUAUUGCUGUCUUUAACGUGAGUGUAGGAAACUGUUCUCUUGGAUAUUUGACGCCCUCAUAACAUUUAUAUUUAUUACUGUUAUUAUUACACAUUGAGGGCUUCUUGUUCUUUUUGUCUUUUCAAGUGUAUUUUUUGGAGUUAAUAUUUUCUGAUAAUCAGGGAAAUGGAACCGUUUCCAACGUGUUAGCUAUUAUUAUGUGAUGACCUCUGUCAGGAAGUCUAGGAGUCGUAACAUGUUGUGUCACACAUUUGAAGAACUAUCUUUUUAUCUUCCUGAUGCUGAAUGUCCCUUUUUUUUACUCUGUGUCUCGACCUCCUGAUCUAUGCAAAGCAAACAAAUCACCAGGAGACAAAAAAAACAAAGAAAAGACACAAAAAACUGAAAAAGUCUUCAACUCUGACUUGACUCUUGGACUAACAGGGGACCUGGCAAACCAAACAAAGGCACUGACAACAGGAGAGAGAGGUCGACAGCGGCUUCGGACAAUGAGAAACACAAAAUCAGUCGCUUUUUUCCACAUGUUUCACUCACACGUACUCCGAGAGUUGCACACAUAGCAGUCGAAAAAGACAAAGACGGCACAGUGGUGUUUCUCUCUGGCUCCGGGAUGGAUGGAGAGAAAGAAAAAGAGAAAGAAAGGAAAGAAAGGAAGAGGGAGAGCGAGCAGCUGCUGGUGGGGGUGGACAGAGCCGCCGCUCCAGCGCCACACAGACGGAUCACUCUGGAAAGAACGCAUCACUUGUGCUCGUUUGUUGAGCUGUCACAUUUUAAUCCCCCGGCCGGAGCCCAUUUGGGAACCAACUUUACACCCCUCCACCCCUCCACCCGACACAGAACCCCACAGCAGAGCCCCCCUCGCCCCCCCCUGCCAUUCAGCCCUGCAGCCGUCAGCACUUCCUUCUCUGUGCUGCCGCCGCCCGGUGUCAGGUACACACACUUUUCACCAAAACCCCCACAACAACUGGCCUGCCUCAUUGUCAAGAACAACCAGGUGGAGGAGGA